Labrus bergylta (ballan wrasse) is the source of this 1130-nucleotide messenger RNA. It is a transcript of the gene gjb7, whose product is annotated as gap junction protein beta 7. Gene Ontology annotation, cellular component: connexin complex. Gene Ontology annotation, biological process: cell-cell signaling. Gene Ontology annotation, molecular function: gap junction channel activity. The record is from RefSeq and is a predicted model, not a curated record. Lineage: Eukaryota; Metazoa; Chordata; Actinopteri; Labriformes; Labridae.
AGCCUGCAGGUGUAGACAGCAGAGCACACACACACACACACACACACACACACACUGCACGGCCGAGCACCACCCUGCUAUCAUCCUGCACAGAGGACACAUCUCGGAAGCAUCGCAGGAGACCGAGAGGAAGAUGAAUUGGGGUUUCCUGGAGAACGUCCUCAGCGGGGUCAACAAAUACUCGACUGUGAUUGGUCGGAUCUGGCUCUCCGUGGUCUUCCUCUUCAGGAUCCUGGUGUACGUGGCGGCGGCUGAGCAGGUGUGGAAGGAUGAGCAGAAGGAUUUUUUGUGCAACACCCGUCAGCCCGGCUGUGAGAACGCCUGCUUCGACCGCUUCUUCCCCAUCUCUCAGAUUCGUCUGUGGGCCCUGCAGCUCAUCCUGGUGUCCACGCCGUCCCUGCUGGUGGCGCUGCACGUGGCCUACAGAGAGCAUCGGGAGGCCAAACACAAAAAGAAGCUGUACAAAGACAAAGUUAGCAUGGAUGGAGGUUUGUUCUGCACCUACAUCCUCAGCCUGGUCUUUAAGACGACCUUCGAGGUGGGAUCUCUGCUCGUCUUCUACUUCCUGUACAACGGCUUUGAGGUUCCCAUCAUGCUCCAGUGCAGCGAGAGUCCCUGCCCCAACACGGUGGACUGCUUCAUCGGCAAAGCCACAGAGAAGAAGAUCUUCCUCUACAUCAUGGGCUGCACCUCCAUCCUGUGCAUCUUCCUGAACUUUGUGGAGCUCAUGUACAUUGUGUGGAAGCGGGCGUGGAAAUGUUUCACCAGGAAAUACAUCCCCGUGGAGGAGAAGGCGUCACUUUACAGCCGGCCACCUGUUUCCAUUGUCAACAAGGAUGGCAUCACACAGCCGACACACACAGCUGAGAACCAGACAGUCCAGUCCUGAAGAGCUCAAGUUUCCACCUCAGAGUGAAAGCACAGAGAGCUUUGAUUAUCUAAAAAUACAACAUGGACGAUGCUCAAAAGUCUAUUCAGAGCCUGUGCUUAAAAAAACAUCCACUGUACUAAGGUGAGACAACCUAUGGUACCUUUUUUAUGUUUUUAUUUUACAGUAAGCAGCUUCAGUUGACAGCAUUUUUUGACGUCUCUAACUCUUUAUAUUAAAUAAACAUCUUUAUUUCCUGUGA